GAGCAAGCUAGCGCUAGCUAGCUGCGUGCGUGUGACAGCGGAGUGCUAUUGCGAGCCGGUCGGUCAAGGGUACGGACCGGUGCAAUGCCAUGUGAUGCGACUGCCUCGGCUCCAGCUCCAUGCAGCAACUGUCGCCUCACAGUCCACACCGAUGUCUUCUGCGCUAGUAGUAAUGGAUGACAUCACAAUGAAUGACCCAGGUCAUGAUAGGGCAGGUGUCAUUUGGGACUUCGACCCUAACAUGACCCAUGAAAUCUACGAAGAUCUUGGAGUGAUGGACCUAGACACGGUGGAUUCGAAACAGUGUACCCAGAAACAAAAGAAUAAAAGUCUUCAAUCCCAAAAGACUGACCCGGUAGUGAUCAAGCCUGUUAUCGAACACACCACUCCCAGUCCAAAUGCUGUUAGAGCAUCAGCACAAAACCAUCUCCACAACGGACAGAACUGUAGCUGUGUACGACGCAUCUUCAAAAACAAAGGACAGUCGGGUACUGAUCCAUUUUUGUUUCUAUCGGACGAAGUCAUUCUGUCAGUCUUUCGCUGGUUACCAAAGAAAAGUCUUACACACAGUGCCAAGGUGUGUAGGAGGUGGAGGCGACUAAGCUAUGACGAGGAGCUUUGGAAAAGGGUUGACCUCUCGUCACGUAACUUCCUGCCCGGGGUUCUGGGAUUGAUCCUGGAAAGGGGCAUCAUCCAUGCCAAACUCUCCCGGUGUACCAUCAAUGGACCUGUCUUUGACGCUGACCUUGACGAUAGUGCAAUGGAAGAGGACGAGCCAGGUGACCUUGACAGCUCUAGAUUGCACCCUGCCCCCUCCAACUCCCUGCAACUCCAGUCCUUGGAUCUCUCUGCCUGCAUCAACGAUGACCCGGCCAACAUCCAAGCCAUUCUCGCCCAAUGUCACUCCCUCACGAGGCUGAGUCUGGAGAGCUGCCAGCUCGACGGGGACACCCUUCUCACCUUGGCGGAACACAGCACUGCCCUUGAGGUGUUAGAUCUUGCCAUGUGUCACCUGACCAAACCUGAAGCUUUGACAACACUCAUCAGAUCGGCUCCAGGUUUGCAGAGUCUCAAUAUUUCUUGGUUAAAUCUGAGUGCUGAGAAUCUCAAGGAGGUCAUCAGCGUUCUCCCGACACAACUAAAACAUCUCAAUCUCGGCGGAUACAGGGAGAAACUACAAAACCAAGAUGUCGUGACCCUUGUAUCAAGAUGUCACGACUUGAAGCAGUUAGAUCUAAGUGACAGCACCUCCCUGACUUACGAAGCCAUCUCUGCAGUAGUACAGAACCUUCCAUGCCUUGAACACAUAUCACUCAGUCGCUGCUACGACAUCCCAUUCUACGCGUUUGUAUCAUUGAUUGAUAUCUCAUUCCUGAAAGGCUUGGAUGUCUUCGGUGUAAUGCAGCCUCGGGAGCAGGAACGCCUCAAGGUCCAGAUGCCCAAGAUCUCCUUCAACUCGUAUCCCUUCUCAGCCAUCGCCAGGCCGACCUUCUCCGCUAAGCAGCCACAUCACAUAUGGGGGGUCAAAUGUGAGGUCAUAUAGAUGGAUUUUAAAGCCCCACUGCACUACUUAUAGCUACUUCCGCCCUCUAUAUAGCAAACAAUGCCUAAUCGGUGCCUGUUGGUCCCCCAUGUUCUCCUUUUUCUUAUGUUAAAUGAGAGCUGAUUUAAUGAGAUAACCACCUGCCAGUGACCUUGCACGGAGGUCUAAUCCCCCAGGCUAAACUAGUGCAGACGGUGUUUAAUGCUGUAUGUGGCUUAGUGCUGCUUGGUCCAAUGUUACUCUGUUUUGUAUCUAGCUCGUCUAAAUACACACUCCACAUAUUAGGCUUUUCGUGCAUGGUUUUGCCUAAAUACAA
Messenger RNA from Strongylocentrotus purpuratus (purple sea urchin), 1859 nucleotides. It is a transcript of the gene skp2, whose product is annotated as S-phase kinase-associated protein 2. Gene Ontology annotation, molecular function: protein binding. The transcript is spliced from 9 exons. NCBI's taxonomy places the organism in Eukaryota, Metazoa, Echinodermata, Echinoidea, Camarodonta, Strongylocentrotidae. The record is from RefSeq and is a predicted model, not a curated record. Bases 95 to 1543 code for a protein of 482 amino acids. Gene Ontology annotation, cellular component: SCF ubiquitin ligase complex. Gene Ontology annotation, biological process: SCF-dependent proteasomal ubiquitin-dependent protein catabolic process.